Quercus robur (English oak) is the source of this 2786-nucleotide messenger RNA. Its product is annotated as serine/threonine-protein phosphatase 7 long form homolog. The record is from RefSeq and is a predicted model, not a curated record. Gene Ontology annotation, biological process: meristem maintenance; meristem development. Bases 236 to 1405 code for a protein of 389 amino acids. The transcript has 7 exons. Lineage: Eukaryota; Viridiplantae; Streptophyta; Magnoliopsida; Fagales; Fagaceae.
UUCUCAAACUCCCUCUCAAUCUCGCCAUUACUUUUUCAAUCUCCCUCUCAAUCUCGCUAUCAUCUUCCUCACGCUCUCAAUCUCCCUCUCAGUCUCGCGCUCGCUCUCAUUCUGAGUCUCCUUCUUGCUCUCGGUCUCGCUCGCGGUCUCCCUCUCAGUCUCGGUCUCCCUCUCAGUCUCGCGCUCGCUCUCACUCUCACUGUCGGUCUGCAUCUUCAGUUUGGAUUCACCAGAUAUGGACCCACAUGGAGCUAUACAGACUUUGUGCACGAGGCAGGAUAAGCAUCGUUCAAGUUUGCUUUUGGAUGCUCAUUUGGAAGGCGAGGAAGUGCCAGGUGUAUUGACUUGUCGUCACCGAGACAAAGGUCUGCUUGAAGGAGGGGUAGAUGGGUUAGAUCCACGAAUUCUCGCUUAUAUCACUGAUGCGGGGUUAGAUGGGCUGCUUCGGGUCCCACAUAUGGACAUUGACCACGCAUUGAUCACAGCGUUGGUGGAGAGAUGGCGGCCGGAGACGCACUCAUUUCACUUGUCCCACGGUGAGAUGACCAUCACACUACAAGAUAUGGAGGUUAUAAUGGGGGUACCUGUAGAUGGCUUGCCGUUGGUGGAAUCUAUACCCUCGACGGGCAGUUGGCGUGACGUCUGCAGUAGAUUGCUAGGGCGUACACCGCCACAUAGAGAACUUAGAAACAACAGAAAGAACACUGGAGUGCUGGAAGGGGCGAGCAUAAAAGCCAAAUGGCUUGAGGAUCAGUUUCGCAACCCUCUCCCAGUUGACGCCCCCGAGGCGCUUGUGCAGAAGUAUGCUCGUUUUUACAUAUUGGAGUUGUUAGGUAGUACGCUAUUUAUGGAUAAGUCUGGAGAACGGAUCUCAAUUAGGUAUUUGCAAUAUUUCGAUCCAAUCAGCAACGGAAAGAAGUAUAGUUGGGGUAGUGCAGCACUAAGUUGGCUCUAUAGACACCUCUGUAAGGCAUCAGAGAAGACAGCCAAGCAGAUUGGGGGUGCACUACUAUUGGUGCAGUUGUGGGCGUGGGCGAGGUUUCCCCACAUAUGUCCUGUGAUGAGGCAUCCACACCAGGCACUACCUCCAGGUCCACUUGCUGUCAGAUGGAAAGGGGCUAAGAUAACAACUGAACAUUCGAUGCACGUCCUACGUGCCUAUCGUGUGUCGCUUACUUCACUGCGGCCAAAUCAGAUUGUUUGGGAGCCGUACAGAAAUUAUUUGCGUUCUCUACCCGCAUAUUGUACGGCAGGCCAACGUAUAUGGAGGUCUAUUGUGCCGCUGAUACAUUUUUGGGUGGUUGAAGGCCAUCAUCCCGAACGUGUUCUCCGACAGUUUGGGAUGAAGCAAGGCAUACCAGAUGAUGUUGAUACUUCAAUUGAACUACACAAGAUCACCCUCUAGGGCAAGCACGAAAAAGAUUGGGCCCGAAUACAUGCCCCGCAUAUUGCUAAAUGGGCUGCGCACGCCAGAAUUGCCGAUGCACCGGCCUUUCACGGGGAGAUGAACUACAAUGACGAGUAUUUGGUUUGGUUUCGUCCCCGCACUGUUCGCCAUAUUACAAAAGAGACUUCGUACUGGGACACUUUGGUUGAAUCACAGUUGCGCAUUAUAACGAAGUGCGAACCAGGGUCUGAGAUCUACACCGACUGUAUUAAUGCCUUGCAAGCUGUUGAAGAAAUCGGUCGGUUAUCCUUGGACCAUGCACGUGACGUGGGUAACACAAGUGAACCAGCUGUACGACGUGGUCGGCAAGCAAGUGGACGUCAAGGGCGUGGAGGAUGUCAAUCUAGCCAGCGUCAUACAUCUAGUCGGCCUCCCACAUCUGGUCAGCGUCACACACCCGUGCCCACAUCUAGUCGACGUCCCACAUCUGCUCAGCGUCCUACAUCUGGUUUGUGUCACACACCCGUGCCCACAUCUAGUCGGCGUCACACACCCGUGCCCACAUCUACUCGGCGCCACACACCCGUGCAUGACCACACCAUGGAGGAAGCAAGUCAGACAACAGAUGAGAUGUGGGACGACACUGCUUAUGACGUAGGCUCCAUGGCACACGAUGAUGCGGGUCCAUCCCAUACGUUUGCCCAUAGAGACACAUUUGGGUCCCCAUCCAUGAGGAGCGAUGGUACUUGCCCACCCACACCCCCUAGUACAUCUCUGUUGCCCACCACCUGUACGUCUCCCCCACUGACUGCCGGCCCUGCCCCCGCAGUUUUAGAUGGUAGAGAUGAGAUGAGGUUCAUGCCCACUCCUGGGCGACCCACCCCUGUUGCUGUCCCCCCUGAGUUUGUGCAUACCGAGUUUAUCCAGACACAGAUACCCACCCCCCCAGCAGAGCCUUCGCACAUCGAGGAUCGGCCACGAAGGCCGCAACGCACACGGACACAUCCUCCUGACUGUGGGACUGGACAUGGCAAGGUGAGACCAGUCAAGGAACCGGUGAGGAGAAGAAAACGAGAAUGAUUCAAGGGCAGAAUUUGUGCUACUUUGGGUUUGUAAUGGUAUAGGAUCUUUUUGUCAUGUAUAGGAUCUUCUUGUAUAUAUUUUAUAUGAUGAGCCACUAUUAUGCAAUCCACAUGGAUUACAAGAUAUAGACUGGAAUGUUAUAGGCAUUCUUAUAUAGAUGAUUUCAUGGUAGUGGUUGAUAAGCAUUGUGCAUGCUUUAGUAAGCAUUGUGGCAACAAUCAGUUGUUAUGGGAUGUUUCUAUUAAUGGGUAUUUGCUAAUUGUAGAGAUGAAUGUGGGAUGUUUAGAAAUGCAAUACAAGGAAACUUUUUGUUGAA